Microdochium trichocladiopsis is the source of this 1773-nucleotide messenger RNA. RefSeq names its product secretory lipase. Gene Ontology annotation, biological process: lipid catabolic process. The record is from RefSeq and is a predicted model, not a curated record. Lineage: Eukaryota; Fungi; Ascomycota; Sordariomycetes; Xylariales; Microdochiaceae. The transcript has a single exon. Bases 225 to 1604 code for a protein of 459 amino acids. Gene Ontology annotation, molecular function: triacylglycerol lipase activity.
CCCCGCCUCUACCCACGGUACUUCGUGACUCUGACGCACGGCAGUCCUCCUCAUACCGGCCCGAAACAUCGGCAGUUAUUAUCAACGUGGCGGGGUCUACGUUCUACCUAUAUGAGAGAUGAUUCUACCCCGCAUGUAAAUGAAUCCUGCGCCAGUUACCCUGAAAUCAAGUCUCUUUUCUCAUAUCCUACCAUAACGGCUGCAACGCCCUUCGAAAGCCAGCCAUGCUCUUCUCUCUCCUCCUCUCUCUCCUCCUCUCUGCCCUCGGCUCCGCUAGCUCUAGUACCAGCCGGCCCGAUGCGUAUAGCCUCUGCGAUGCUCAGUGCCUCGAGGCGUACCAGACAUCUCACAAUAGCGAAAGGAAGCUCUGGGCUACCCCGAACUUCUCGGAUGACCGCUUCUACGAUACGCCAGCUAACGCCACGCGGGCUAAGCCGGGCGAUCUUCUACGCUGGGAGGACGUCUCGACGGAGCGUAUGAGUACUAACUUUACGGGUAUCCCCGGCGGCCUCUCGGUAUCGCGGAUGAUCUAUAUGACAGAGGAUAUAGACCGCAAACCUAUUACUGCGAGCGCCUAUAUCCUUCUUCCGUACUCGCUCGAGAUAUAUGGCGACCUGGGCGCAACGAGAUUCCGAACCCUCGCGUGGGCACACGGCACUGUCGGCCAUAGCCGCCAGUGCGCCCCGAGUAAUAACCAGAACCUCGCUUACGGCUGGAAGGCGCCCAUCUUCUUCGCCAAUAGCGGUUACGCCGUUAUCGCGACCGACUACGCCGGUCUAGGCACACAGGUCCCCGGCGGCUUUCGGUACGAGGGGGGAUUCUUACAUGCCGCCGACGUCGCGUACUCGGUUAUUGCUGCCCGCAAGGUGAUCGGCCACCUACUCACCGACGAAUGGGCUGUUGUCGGCCACAGCGAGGGCGGCUUGACGGCCUGGCGUACUAAUGAGCGACUCGCCAUGCCUAACCAGGACGAGUUACUCAAGGCCGGGACAUUCCUCGGCGCUGUUUCGGUCGCCCCAGCCCUUCGUCCGAGCGAGCUUCUCCGCAAGGCAUUUGCCGGCGACGGGCCCAUUUACGCGCCUGUUUCGGUCUACGUCAUGAAGAGCAUCCAGGGGCUAUACCCGGAGCUGCAGAUCAAGGAUUGGCUCACCCCCGAAGCUCGGGAGCUGAUGCCGCUGCUCGAGCAGUCGUGCCUUAGCGCUGGCUUGGCGCUAUAUUCCAAGCUUACUGCUAAGCAGGUCUUUACCAACACGACGUGGAUUGACAGCCCGGCCUUCCGCGACUGGGAGUCUCGUGUGAAUGGCGCCGGCCCCCACGCGCUUGCGGCCCCGAUGCUCGUUGUACAGGGGCUCGACGACCAGAUUACGUAUACCGAGGAGUUCACCCGCGACUUCAAGCGCACCUGCGACGCGUUUCCAGAGUCCAGCGCCGAGCUGCUCCUCGUCCCCGAGCUCGGCCACGACCCGGCCCUGUACGCCGCCCAGCCAUACUACUUGGCCUACAUCCAGCGCCUCUUUGCUGGCACGUGCCAGCAGCGUCGUUGCUCCAUCAGGACCAUUAAGCCCAUCACCAAGCACUUCCAGCAGUACUUCGUUGGCUACUAGAUGGGCCCGGAACAGUGUGACAGGGCAGUGUGGCAGGGCAGGGCAGACGGAGAUCAGGGGUUUCCGCUAGUCCUUUUUGUAUUUAUUAGGCAAAGACGGCCUCACGAUGAUUUUCCAUAGACACGUAUGCCACUUACACACACCAAAUUUUAACACCCAUUCUGCCCGU